Entrophospora sp. SA101 is the source of this 529-nucleotide messenger RNA. NCBI's taxonomy places the organism in Eukaryota, Fungi, Glomeromycota, Glomeromycetes, Entrophosporales, Entrophosporaceae. The record is from the annotation of a GenBank genome assembly.
AUGGUGAAAUCAGUGUAUAAAAUUCAGCAGGAAGAUCCAGCCGCCGCCGCCAUUUCAGUCACUGGCGUGCCUGUUUAUGCAUGGAAAGGCGAAACUGAAGAAGAAUAUAUUUGGUGCAUUGAACAAACUCUUUGUAGUUUCAAGGAUGGUAAACCUCUUAAUAUGAUUCUUGAUGAUGGUGGUGAUUUAACCAAUUUGGUUCAUACUAAAUUUCCACAAUACUUGAAAGAAACAACAACUGGUGUUCAUAAUCUUUACAAAAUGCUUAAAGAUGGACAAUUGAAAGUUCCAGCAAUUAAUGUCAAUGAUUCAGUUACAAAAUCCAAAUUUGAUAACCUUUAUGGUUGUCGUGAAUCACUCGUUGAUGGUAUUAAAAGAGCAACAGAUGUACAAAUUGCUGGUAAAGUAGCAGUUGUAGCAGGUUAUGGUGAUGUUGGCAAAGGUUGUUCAGCAUCACUUAGAGGAAUGGGAGCUCGUGUGAUCAUUACAGAAAUUGAUCCUAUUAAUGCUUUACAAGCAGUUAUGGAAG